This is a messenger RNA of Cynara cardunculus var. scolymus (artichoke), 1105 nucleotides long. RefSeq names its product thermospermine synthase ACAULIS5. The record is from RefSeq and is a predicted model, not a curated record. Lineage: Eukaryota; Viridiplantae; Streptophyta; Magnoliopsida; Asterales; Asteraceae. The coding region runs from base 17 to 1105 and encodes 362 amino acids. Gene Ontology annotation, biological process: polyamine biosynthetic process. The transcript is spliced from 11 exons. Gene Ontology annotation, molecular function: thermospermine synthase activity.
UUCUAAUUCUCACACCAUGGGUGAAGCAGUUGUGUUCCCUCUCUCCAAUGAUUUCCAUCAGCCAAACAACCUCGGAGCAGAAAACAUCGUCAACGACCAUGAUGGUUCUUGGUUCGAAGAAGUAAUCGAUGAUGACCUUAAGUGGUCUUUUGCUUUGAACAGCGUGCUUGACAAAGGGAUCAGUGAGUAUCAAGACAUAGUUCUUUUGGACACGAAGCGCUUCGGAAAGGCGUUGGUAAUUGAUGGGAAGAUGCAGAGUGCAGAAAGUGAUGAGUUCAUCUACCAUGAAUGCCUAAUCCAUCCUCCACUCUUAUGUCACCCCACCCCAAAAACAGUGUUCAUAAUGGGAGGUGGUGAAGGGUCAGCUGCUAGGGAAGCACUUAAGCACGAGUCAAUUGAAAAAGUUAUCAUGUGUGAUAUCGAUCAGGCAGUGGUCGCUUUCUGCCGUGAACAUCUAACGGCAAAUAAAGAAGCCUUCAUUAACAAAAAGCUUGAACUCAUCAUCAACGAUGCAAAGAUUGAACUAGAAGAGAGGAAGGAGAAAUUUGACAUAAUAGUUGGAGACUUGGCUGAUCCUGUUGAAGGAGGGCCUUGCUAUCAACUCUACACAAAGUCUUUUUAUCAGGAGAUCGUCAAACCUAAGCUUAAUCCCGAUGGAAUCUUUGUUACUCAGGCUGGACCUGCAGGGGUGUUCACUCAUCAAGAGGUGUUCACAUCUAUUUACAACACCAUCAAACAAGUCUUCAAAUAUGUGGUCGUGUACACGAGUCAUGUGCCUUCUUUUGCUGAUGAAUGGGGAUGGGUUAUGGCAUCCGACAAGCCAUUUUGUUUUGAUGGAGAGAAACUAGAUAAGAAAAUACGUGAAACAAUUAACGGGGAGUUGUUGUAUUUAGAUGGUGCUUCAUUCUGCUCUGCAACCGUUCCUAACAAGAUCGUUUCUUCCUCGUUGAAAAAUGAAACUCAUGUGUACACCGAGGACAAUGCAAGGUUCAUUCAUGGCCAAGGAGUUGGGAAGAAGUGCAGGGCGGACCUACUAAAGAGCUUGCGAGCGGAUCCCGUAUGUUCGCUUGCGAGCGGGGUCCCGUAUGUUCGCUUGCUCACUUGA